Messenger RNA from Condylura cristata (star-nosed mole), 581 nucleotides. It is a transcript of the gene CCDC167, whose product is annotated as coiled-coil domain containing 167. Lineage: Eukaryota; Metazoa; Chordata; Mammalia; Eulipotyphla; Talpidae. The transcript has 4 exons. The record is from RefSeq and is a predicted model, not a curated record. The coding region runs from base 47 to 340 and encodes 97 amino acids.
UCUGGUGGGCACGUCCAGUAAUGACUGGGGGAUCCCAGCAAGUAAUAUGACUAAAAAGAAGCGGGAGAAUCGGGGCGUCGCCCUAGAGAUCGAUGGGUUGGAGAAGAAGCUGUCACAGUGUCGCAGAGACCUGGAGAUUGUGAACUGCAGGCUCUUUGAAGAAUUGCUGAGCCCAGAAGCCAGGAGGUCUCUGGAGAGGGAGAAAAACAGCCUGAUGAGCAAAGUCUCCAACUAUGAGAAGGAGCUAAAGUUGCUUCGGCGGGAGAACAGGAAGAACAUGCUGCUCUCUGUGGCCAUCUUCAUCCUCCUGACCCUCAUCUACGCCUACUGGGUGGUGUGAGCCACCAUCUCUUCACAGCCAGCACAGGCUCCCCCCUCCGCUCCCUAGUCAGGGUCAAGCAGGUCUGUGAAGAUUCAGGGCCAGUGCAAGCGCUGUUCCUCCAUCCAGACUCCGAGCACAGCUUCCUGUCAGCACAGCCCGCUUGCCCCCGUCCUGCUCUGGGGCCUGGUCUCCAGGACGCUGUGCUGGCUCCUCCCUCAGCCUAAGAGAACGGCAAUAAAGAACACCAGGCUGCUCCUGU